Micropterus dolomieu (smallmouth bass) is the source of this 3556-nucleotide messenger RNA. RefSeq names its product MAPK interacting serine/threonine kinase 1 (gene mknk1). The coding region runs from base 149 to 1537 and encodes 462 amino acids. Gene Ontology annotation, molecular function: calmodulin binding; ATP binding; calcium/calmodulin-dependent protein kinase activity. NCBI's taxonomy places the organism in Eukaryota, Metazoa, Chordata, Actinopteri, Centrarchiformes, Centrarchidae. Gene Ontology annotation, cellular component: cytoplasm; nucleus. The record is from RefSeq and is a predicted model, not a curated record. The transcript is spliced from 14 exons. Gene Ontology annotation, biological process: peptidyl-serine phosphorylation; intracellular signal transduction; protein autophosphorylation.
GCAAUCCUAUGUUUACGUGAUUUCCCGCCCUUACGUCACUGGCUCUCGGACUGAUGGAUCUCAGCUAGCAAUGGAUGUUUACAUCAGCGGCCAGACGCUUUGACGGAGGGGAUUUGGCUGGUUUGGACGCAGAGUCCAGUUAGCAGAUAUGGUGAGGCACAGCAUGGUGACGGAGCUGCAAGCCAUCCAGCACUCUCUCCUGGAUAAGUCCCUGGCUGUGGGCCAAGUGGGGCAGAGCUGCGGGGGAAUUCAGGAGAACGGGGUCGCUUCAGCGGACAGACAACACCUUUCCCAAGGUCCAGCAGAAAUUGAGAAAAGCCAGCCAGUGAACAUCCCAGAUGCAGCAAAAAGAAAGAAGAAGAAAAGAACUAGAGCAACAGACAGCUCCACAGGCACUUUUGAUGAUCUCUACAAACUGACAGAGGAGGUGCUUGGUCAGGGGGCUUAUGCUAAAGUUCAAGGAUGCAUAAGUCUGCAGAAUGGACAGGAGUUUGCUGUGAAGAUCAUAGAAAAGAGUGCAGGGCACAGCCGCAGCAGAGUCUUUCGAGAAGUGGAGACUCUCUACCAGUGUCAAGGCAACAGGAACAUUUUGGAAUUGAUCCAGUUCUUUGAAGACAGCUCCUGCUUUUAUUUGGUAUUUGAAAAGCUGCGUGGAGGCUCCAUUCUCACACACGUGCAAAACCGAAAGCACUUUGAUGAGCUGGAGGCCAGUAAGGUGGUCAGGGACAUUGCCCAAGCUCUUGACUUCCUACACACUAAAGGCAUUGCUCAUAGAGACCUUAAGUUGGAGAACAUCCUUUGUGAAUACACCGAUCGAGUGUCCCCAGUAAAGAUCUGUGAUUUUGACUUGGGAAGUGGAGUGAAGCUCAGCAGUGCCUGUACGCCCAUAACGACUCCAGAGCUCACCACACCGUGUGGCUCAGCAGAGUACAUGGCUCCAGAAGUGGUGGAGGUGUUCACUGAUGAGGCGUCCUUCUACGACAAGCGCUGUGACCUUUGGAGCCUCGGGGUCAUCCUCUACAUCCUGCUGAGCGGCAGCCCCCCCUUCACAGGCCACUGUGGCACAGACUGUGGCUGGGACCGAGGAGAAACCUGCAGAACCUGCCAGAGUCACCUGUUCGAGAGCAUCCAGCAGGGCAAGUAUGAAUUUCCGGACAAGGACUGGGCUCACAUCACAGAGGGGGCCAAGGAUCUCAUAUCCAAGCUGUUGGUUCGGGACGCAACUCUGCGCCUCAGUGCUGCUCAGGUCCUCAAGCACCCUUGGGUGCAGGGGAAUGCUCCAGAGAGAGGUCUUCCAACUCCACAUGUUCUACAGAGGAACAGCAGCACCAAAGACCUGACCCAAUUUGCAGCAGAAGCCAUCGCCUUCAAUCGGCAGCUAUCCCAGCACGACGAGCACCAGGAGGAUGUCGGAGCCAUCGUGUGCUCCAUGAGGCUUUCUCCUCCUUCAAACUCCAGGCUGGCCCGCAGACGGGCACAGUCCAACGCCUUGCGCACUGGGGACUUUGCACCCUCAUCGGACGACCUCGCAGCCUGAAGUACCAGUACAGGUCCCCUCGUUGUGAUUUCCGACUGAUUUUAGCCUCCUUGUCUGGGUUUUUUUAUUUUGUUUGUUUUCACAGGGAGCCUUGUAGUUCAGCCACACAGUAUAUGAGGUGACUAACUUUUCUUGGUGUUAAGGCUCUUUCCCCAUGGCCAGUAAUCUUAUCACCUUGACAGAGUUUGAGCACCAAGGGGACAGUUAAUCCUGUCCCAAUCCUAAUUGAAAACAUAGUUGAAAGUCCUGAGAUUUGACCAGGAAUUGUUAUAAGCUGCCUCAUAUUUUUUUUUUUAAUUUUUUUUUUUAGUCUUUUUAAACAAGAACUGUUUCGUUUGAGAGUAACUUUGGGUUUAUUUUUACAAAUGGUCUGUAAAUCAGAGUUUAUUUAUUUUUUAUUAUUAUUUUUCCAGUGACCCUAGUACAGCAGAAACUGUUGUUAAUGCCAGCAGUUUAUAUUAUAUCUACUCAGUACAUAUCAUUAUCUACACAGCAUUAUGUAGGUUCAGCACAGUUUGCCACUGUUGCUGUCAUAAUGCACUUAUCUAAUUUUGAUAGACUUCUCAGUCAGAGAGAGAGAGAGAGAGAGGGAGUGUGAGUGAGUGUGUGUGUGUGUGUGUGUUACACCUAGAGGAGACUACUCAUCUCUGGAAAUGGGCUUCUCUCUAUUUUUCCCCCAUUUAUGUGAUUCUUGUCAAGGCUAUGUAGAAUUUACAGAAAAGGCAGGGAUGUGAAUGGAUGUAGAAGUUAUAGUAAAGACCCCUUUUGAUCAAAUUCUUUCAUAUUUCUUAUCAUUUCUACACGAGCUGUUCACUUCAACACGAGCUACCUGUAGCACUGAUGUACUUUAAAAUAAGUCACUUAUUUAGUUUAUCUAAAGGGGAGAAUAUUGUAUCAAAAAUAAUCUGUUUGGUCCAAUAAUGUGAAAUUGACACCUGCAGUAAUAUUUAUCUUUUUAAGGGGCUUUAACAACUUUUUAUCCUCAUUAGAGUCCAGCAUUACCUCAGCCUCUUUUUCUUUUGCACCACGUCUUUGCACGUUUUGUACUGUACAGAUGUAACACCAUCCCAAAAAAGACGUGCUUGGUUUCUUAUUGUCUUAUUGGUUUGAUAUCUCCGAGUGUUUUUUGUCUAAAUGAUGUGAGAAUUGCAUUAGUUUUGGUUGUGUGCAGCUAAUGAGACUUAAAGUGGGUUUGUGAAUAGUUGAUGUUACACUUUGUAGUAAGAUAGAGGAUUCCAAACUGGGGUUGAUGGCAUUUAUUUUUAUACAAGUAUUUGUAUGUGGUUCAGUUUUAUACCUUUUGGUUCUGUGACUGGUUCUAAAUGUGCCAGUGGAAAGAAUAAUGGACUAACCGUGCUAAGACUUGCUAAGUCCUAGAUAUUCUUGGGUCCAUCAAGUUGCUGAUAUUUAGGCCUACUUUUGAUCCUUUCUUUAAAGAAACAUUUUAACUUUUUUGAUUGUUUCAUUCAUCGAUGUGUCACUAUGUUUGAAUGGGGUCACCGGUGGAAGUCUAUCACUUCUGUUUCCCCUAACCCUCUUAACGUUAUGUGUUGCCCGCUAAACAGCAUGUCCCCUGAUUUCACACUGUUGCCAUGGACACCUCAUCCCUAUAGCAACUACCGGCCUUCAUAGGCUGGCAGGAAUUGAUGGAGAUUUGCGCAGAGCAAAUACACACACACACACACACACACACACACACACACACACACACACACACACACACACACACACACACACACACACACACACACACACACACACACGGAAACAGCCUCUUGCUAUGUUAAAGCCCUCCCACUCCCAUUAUGAAUCAUAAAACAACUUGUUUGUUUCCCCCCCAUUGACUUGUAAUGGCAUCAAAUGAGAUACAGUAAUUGGUGUGCAAUUAUGGGGUCUCAUUGAAAAUGUGUCGGUGCUCUUAUUGGGUCCUAUGCAUAAUGCUCUCAGUGUGGAGUAUGUUUUCACUGGUUUGCUGUGUUCUCAAUAAAAAGAUCCUCAACAUCUUCUCCUGUCUGACAA